AUGUCAUCCACCACGACUACGACCCCAAUGACCUUCUACGACAUCGCCCUGGCACCCCCUGCCCAAAAGUCCGCCUGCUCCCCAAAUCCUUGGAAAAUCCGAUUCGCCCUGAACUUCAAAAACACACCCUACAAAACAACAUGGGUACCCCUACCAGAGGUUAGCGCCGUCCGGAGCGCUCUCAACAUCCCCGCCUCACGCACAUUCGCCGACGGAUCCCCCUACCACACCCUCCCCAUUCUCUCCGACCCAACGACCGGACGCAUAGUGGGCGACUCCUUUGAAAUUGCGACAUACUUGCAGGAACAAUACCCGUCGUCGGGCGCGGGAGACUUGUUCCCGGUGCAGGAGCUGGAAUUCGUCUUUGGGCGGGACUUGGGACUCUACGCGCCAGUUGCGGAGGCACAAGUCUCCGACGGGCUUGCGGCGGCGUACGUGAAGUUCAAUACGCAUGUGGACUCCUUGUUUAGUGCACAUAUGCGCCUGAUGGUACAUGGAUUUCCUUUCGAUCCUGCUGUUGCGGAGGAGUGUAAGGCGACGUUCUCGAAGAGAAUAGGUGUGCCGUGGGAUAGUUUGGCGGUUAGUGGGGAGGAGAGGGAGGAGUUGUUGAAGGCGUUUGAAGAGACCCUAGGUGGACUUGCAAAGUUGUAUACGAGGGAUCCGACCGGGCCGUUUAUGAUGGGGAGUAAAGCAAGCUAUUCGGAUUUCAUUGUUGGAGGGUGGUUGCGCAUGAGUCGGGUUAUGUUGCCAGGGGAGGAAUGGGAAGCGUUGAAAGGGUGGCAUAACGGUGUGUUUGGAAGGUUACAUGAGGCGCUGGAGGCUUUUGCACAUAUGGACUAG
Messenger RNA from Penicillium mononematosum, 840 nucleotides. Its product is annotated as glutathione S-transferase family protein. Bases 1 to 840 code for a protein of 279 amino acids. NCBI's taxonomy places the organism in Eukaryota, Fungi, Ascomycota, Eurotiomycetes, Eurotiales, Aspergillaceae. The record is from RefSeq and is a predicted model, not a curated record. The transcript has a single exon.